GAUGUGCGAUCCUCGACUCUGAAUCACCGCUAUGAACAUGGAUGGCAGGCCGCAGCACCGCUGAAGACGACAUCCAAGGAGGUGCCAGUGCUGGCUCUCGCGCUGCUGGCCUGCUCCGCGGUGGCCCGAUCCGCCUUCGCGAGCUCUGCCGCGAAGAGGGUACGGGUUGCUCCAAAACCUCGCUGCGUCCUCGUCGCGGCAACAUCGCAGGUGACCCAGUGUGCCUGCCCGUCGACUCCUGGACCUUUGAUCUCCAUCGGAGAGGCGGCGAUCGAGGCACACAGAGCAGCGCCACCGGUUGAGAUGGAUGGCCUCCGCGAUAUGCAGAACGGAAGGGUCGCCUGGCCUGCACGAGAUUCCCAGCCUGGUGCACAGCGGAGGAGACGCAGCGCGGACCAGGGUGCGCGGCAGCGCCGCCGAGCCUUUGGGGCCCGGCUGAUGGGCAUUCACCCAGUGCCGCAACCCGACUCUAAGCUCGCAGCCCUGGACAUGAGCAAGGUCCGGAACAAGGUGCAGAUGGGCAUCCGCAGUACUUCCACAGCCCGGUGCGGCAACAACGGCCGCGAG
Symbiodinium natans is the source of this 567-nucleotide messenger RNA. The record is from the annotation of a GenBank genome assembly. Lineage: Eukaryota; Dinophyceae; Suessiales; Symbiodiniaceae.